Molecule: messenger RNA, 2145 nt
Organism: Purpureocillium lilacinum
Lineage: Eukaryota; Fungi; Ascomycota; Sordariomycetes; Hypocreales; Ophiocordycipitaceae
Source: RefSeq, a predicted model, not a curated record
AUGUCGUUCCAAGAAUACCUGGCGGCAGCUCCAGCAGCUAUCCCUAAUGUUUGUCCUACCAGGAGCGCCAACGCCGGGGAUACGUCCAGCGCUGUCGAGCAAGCCGGGAGGGCUGUUCCACCCCUCGGGAAGGGAUACAUCGACAUCGUCGAGAUCAAACGCAAGAUCCUCGACGGCUGGGACACAGAAAUUAUCCCAACAACCCGAUUCCACCCAGAGGGGAAAAGGCUGAAGAAAGAAAGCCUCGAGAAAAAGUACAGCGAGUACGCGCUGGUCCUACGCCGGGUAUGGCGAGAGGUACAGCAGGGUGCUCCCUACCUGGUGUCGGUGGAGCUAGAGAUACAGUCGCCAUCUCUCUGCGAUGAAUUCAGGAAACUGGUCAAUGCCACUUACCAGGGCUCAAACCUCAAGACCAGCCCUAUCAAACUCCGGAUGCCUUUCCAUGAGCUGUUCUUCUACCGCGCGAAAGUCAAGGAGGCCCUUGAAGACAUGAGCAGGAGCCAGCAGCUCCGAAAUGAUCUGCAGCUUCUACAUGACUUCAUCCCAAAGCAUGGAGUGAUGUCAAGCAUAGUUGACGACUACGAAAAGUACAAGCUGCAGAAUCAAGUUGUUGGAGACAUUGUCUGGACCAUGUUCCCCCCUAACACCCUGAUGGUGGUUAAAACUGAGGGGGGCGAGGAAUGCUGGAUAUGUCGCAACGUGCAAUCGCUGCCCCAGGAGAUUGGGCUGCCGCUCUGCGUGAUUACGGGCCUAAGGGUCGGCUUCAAUGGAAAAUCGCCGGGCCUGACUCGGCCAGGCCUCAAGCCGCACCCAGGAGGAGGGCUGAGGUUCAGGUGGGAUCGCGAAUUUCUUUCAACCUCACUCGUCUUUUCGAUGGACUCGGCUGACCAUGGGAUCUUCAUCAAGGAGGACGAUCCUGCCAUGAAUUUCAACGAGCGCGUAAUGGCCGACUGGGCGACAUUCCUGAGCAAGAACUUUCGGGGAGCUGACGACCUUUACGAGUUUGCAAACACUGAGCCCCCGACCACUGAGACGGUGAUGCCGCGAGGCCAAGUGCAUGUGCCUCAGGAUGAAGAGGAUGAGGACCGUGAUUUGAUUGCUGCAGGGCAGCAAGUAUUUGACCAACCUCGCCGGGUCCCAGCUAUGGAGCCCCCAAAAGCGAAGAGGAGAGACGUCAAUACCUUGGAUGACCUGCAGACCGCUGUCGAAGUGGAAUUUGGCAUCUCCAAAGAUUGCUUUGAUCUCCUGUUCCCUGCCGAAGUUCCAGUAUUUGCACUCAAAGAGAAGAAGUGGAUGUGGGCUCAGAGUGACUCGCUGCGACCCCCGGAAUGGAACAAGACAGCAUUCGACUCCCUCCAGAUGAAGGCAGAGACGAAGAAUCUGGUUGAGGGCCUUGUCCGCGGCCACAUGGAGGUUUCAUUCGACGAUGUGAUAAAAGGAAAGGGCCAAGGACUCAUCUUUCUGCUUCACGGGGCUCCAGGUCUAGGCAAGACGCUUACGGCUGAGAGCGUCGCGGACAUCCUUGAGAAGCCGCUCUACUCCGUUUCCGGUGGCGAAUUGGGCACUGAAGUGGCCAGGGUUGAGGAGAGGCUGAGUGAAAUUUCCCGCCUCGGCAAGAGGUGGGAAGCGGUGUGUCUGCUGGACGAGGCUGACGUACUUCUCUGCCACCGCAACUCGUCUGAGAUUCAGAGGAACGCCAUUGUGGGCGUGUUUCUCCGCAAGAUUGAGUAUUUCCAGGGCAUCCUUUUCCUCACCACCAAUCGUAAAGAUGACAUUGAUGACGCUUUCAAGAGCCGGAUCCAUGUCACAAUCACGUACCGGUCCCUGACUGCCGAAGCCCAGGCGAAGAUCUGGGAGGCUCUGAUCACAGCCAACCGAAAGAAGACAUCCACACAGGUCGACACUUCAUGGACGCCCCAGGGUCGAACCAUCAAGAACAUACUAAGGACGGCUUUUUCGUAUGCCAACUCGACUGGUCAGGCGCUGGGGAUCCGUCACGUACGGGAUAUUGCGGAGACUGAACUGGGCGAGGACGACGACGACGACGACGGCCGCGGGGAACCGAAUGGACAGCGCAAGGCGGCGCUGGAAGAGCUCACGAAGCUUGUUGCGAGGAAGCCCCAGUCGACGGAGUAUCAUCGAUAA